Messenger RNA from Trichoderma reesei QM6a, 1131 nucleotides. RefSeq lists its product as uncharacterized. NCBI's taxonomy places the organism in Eukaryota, Fungi, Ascomycota, Sordariomycetes, Hypocreales, Hypocreaceae. Bases 1 to 1131 code for a protein of 376 amino acids. The record is from RefSeq and is a predicted model, not a curated record. The transcript has 6 exons.
AUGUAUCACCGCCCUCCCCCGGGCCUGCACAGGCGCCCAAUCUUCGAGCCGCAGUGCACCCACGCCACCAUGACGAGGGUCUACAGCCCGAACCUCCUGUGCGCCCACUGCCACUAUCCCGGUCCUUCUGGCUGGCUGUACCAGUGCACGCAGGACAGGGAAGACUUGAUCGAACACGCCGUGGCGAGAGGAGAGUUUAUCAGCAUGGACCAGGUCGGCUGCCAGCUGGCGCCGUUGAUGGGCAUUCGGAAAGGGAGCGCCGCUGCUCGUGAGGACCGGCUCAGCUUCCUCUCGGAGAUCAACCAGGAGCAGCUGGCUCAGUACCGACCAGAUCAGGUCGCUCACAUACUCAGGCAGCGUGAGAAUCUCAUCAUCCAGCAAGACAAGGUCCACCGCGCCUUUCUCAGUCUCAACGCCGUUGCCAAUGGCGAAGUGCUCCCAACCGCAGCAGCAGGUUAUAGCUUCCAUCUUCUUGGCCAGCGGCCGGUUGUAGAUGCCAACGUCCUCAAGAACAUAGGUUGCCGUCCGGUGCCCCUGCCUCAGCCAUCCCCCACCAGCUCGAUUCACGACUCGCCCGCAUCGGCGAUGAGUGUUAUGGAUAUGCUCGAUACGCAGAUCAAUCGCGGACGGCUCUUGUGGACGCGGCAGGGAGACGAGGCUGAGGUGGAAGAGUACGAUGCCGACUUUGAUUGGACGUUGGCGCCGGCAACAUCCAGCGUUGCUUCUGGAUUCUUGAGGUACUCUCCUGGGUGCGAGAAUCUGGGAGUCAUUGCGGAGGCUGCUGCAUCCAGCAACUUUGUUCCCAGGCAAUGGACGCCUCCUCCUUCGCCAGCAAACGGCAUGUCGGACUUAGGUGGCAAGGUAAUUGAUACGCCUUCGAAAAGGGGCCCAAUCAGUCAAAAUGGCACACCACUUUCUGAAUUGACCGUUCUGCAGACGACGGAGAAUGCCACUGGGGGCCACCGCCGCGAGCAGAGCGUCGAUGAAUCUCCUCGCGGAGCAACACCCAGGUCGAAUACUCCUUUAUCAGACCACAGCUUUCCUCCGUCCCCCCUCAAAGUGGCACACGGGGUCGCCAUGCUCGAAGAGAGCGUCGAACUGGGUGUUCCGGAUGUCAUUACGCAGGCCUGA